Messenger RNA from Lodderomyces margitis, 390 nucleotides. RefSeq lists its product as uncharacterized. The record is from RefSeq and is a predicted model, not a curated record. Lineage: Eukaryota; Fungi; Ascomycota; Pichiomycetes; Serinales; Debaryomycetaceae. The transcript has a single exon. The coding region runs from base 1 to 390 and encodes 129 amino acids.
AUGUCGGGAAGUCUAUCCACAAGGGUCAUGAAUAUGAAAUUCAUGCAGAAAGCUGAAACUGUAAAAGCCAAUGACACUCGUGAAGAGCAAACACGAAGGCUAGAUGAUGCAUCAGAAUGGACGUUGCCUAGUCUGGCAAAGAUUUUGAAAAUGGCGCAGGCUAAACCUAAAAUUGAGGUUCUUGGAUAUGGGUCUAUAAUGAACGACCAAAACUACACAAUCCAAAGAUUAUGGGUGUCGGGAACGAAUGAUAAGGAGCUGCCUGAUGAAUACCAACCAAGUCAAAAGAGCCGAGAUAACUCGCCUCCUUCAGCAGAGCUAAACACACUUUGGAGGAAGCGAAAGCCUGAUGGCUCUCCAGAUAGGACAAACAAGAGGCGAGCAACCUAG